AUGGAGCUAGGAAAAUACUUAUAUUUCAUAUUUGUUGUGAUAUUCUUCGUAUGCAUUACCUGUUCUGUUGGUUAUUUGAAUGAUUCAAAAGUUAACUGUUUACAAGGUCCUGAUUUUUGGUGUUUAAAUGAAACAACUGAAUUACUAUGUAACUUUCACAAUAAAACCAUAGGUUUAUGUGGUUAUACGAAUAAACAAUGUCAGAUUAAAACAGGCGACGAUUUCUGCAAAUCAGCUCCACCAGCUCAACAACAACCAGCGCUUGAAUUCAACGGUGGUCUAACCGGUGUUGACGAUGAUUACUUUUCGUAUUAUAUUCUCAGUCUUUAUUGGCCACCAUCAAGUUGUCCUCAACGAUAUAAUGAAACAACCGAUCUACUACGUUAUUUUUGUUCACCUUAUACCGAUCUUGGUCAACCAGGUAGCGAACGAUUGGCUUUACAUGGUCUAUGGCCAACUUUUUCAACCGGUGGGAAUUAUCAAGGUUGGCCGCAGUUUUGUUCAUCGCAAUUUCAAGAUUGGUCCAGUUGUCAUAUUAAUGGAGAUUUAUGUCCAUGGAAAAACACGUCACGAAGUGAUUUUUCCCAAGGGAACUAUGAAUAUUGUUUAGCAAGUGAAAAUGUUGAUGACUGUCUGAUCAACGGAAGAGAAAUUCUCGAACCUGAACGUGAACGGUUGAAAGUACUAGCUCCUGGAUAUCUCAAUAAAUUCAAUUUAUUUAUCAAUCAUGAAUGGACGAAACAUGGUUCAUGUUGUUCGUCAACAUUUCGUCAUAAUAUAUCGAACUACUUAACACAUAUGCUCGAUUUAGCUGACAUGGUAACGCGACCGGGCAGUUUAACUUAUCAGCACAUUCAACGUUAUGCUGGAGAGAAAAUCGGUCUAGGCUAUCUGAUAUCUGUACUUAAUCAAACGUCGAUUAUCAAUUGCAACAAUCGAUGUGAACUGGAAGAAAUUUGGAUGUGUAUGAGCCGUCAUCAUCAUACAGGUUUACCAAAUCAAUUAAUUCCUUGUCCAAUGGGCGCAUUUCAUACAAGUGAUUCGUGCCAGAAGUCUCGAUGCGAAUAUGUUUCUAUCCCUCUACGAAACAAAGCUUCAUUUACAAGCGAUACCAUUACUGAAACGUAUAUUCCAAGUUUAAGGACAAAACUACUUAUUUUCAUACUCGUAUUAAUCAUCGUAAAACCUAUCGUCAUUGUUUUGGGUGGAUGCUGUGCAUAUCUUCUUUCCCACUAG
Molecule: messenger RNA, 1236 nt
Organism: Adineta ricciae
Lineage: Eukaryota; Metazoa; Rotifera; Eurotatoria; Adinetida; Adinetidae
Source: the annotation of a GenBank genome assembly